Messenger RNA from Harmonia axyridis, 1225 nucleotides. Its product is annotated as cuticle protein 19.8-like. Gene Ontology annotation, cellular component: extracellular matrix. NCBI's taxonomy places the organism in Eukaryota, Metazoa, Arthropoda, Insecta, Coleoptera, Coccinellidae. The transcript has 5 exons. The record is from RefSeq and is a predicted model, not a curated record. Bases 55 to 1182 code for a protein of 375 amino acids.
AUUUAUCGAUAAGAACAGUAUACUAUUCGUGAAUCAAACGAAAACACAACAAAAAUGUUCAGCAAAAUUUUCUUCCUCUGCUUAGUAGCUUACGCUGCUGCAGUUUUCGAACCAGUUGCCCAAUCAUACUCAACCCAAACAAAGCAUACCACCCUUCAUACUGCUGGUGCUCUUGUUAGUCACGUUGCUCCAGUAGCUGCAGUACAUGCUCCAGCCAGUUCAUACUCAACAGUAUCUUUUGGACAAUCUUCUGUACACGCUGCUCCAUCUGUUGCUUAUUCUGCUCCAGUUUACCAUGCCGCUCAAAUCUAUCAUGCUGCUCCUGUAGUACACUCUGCACCAGUUUACCAUGUUGCUCCUGUAGUACACUCCGCUCCAGUUGUCCAUGUUGUGAAACAAGAGGAAGAACAUAAUGCUCCUGCUUACUACCAAUACAAAUAUGGAGUUGAAGACCACCACACCGGUGACAUCAAAUCCCAAGAAGAAUCUCGUGAUGGUGAUGUAGUCAAGGGUUCCUACUCCCUCCAUGAAGCUGAUGGUACCAUCAGAACUGUCAAAUACACUGCUGAUAAAAAUGGAUUCAAUGCUGAUGUACAGAAAUCUGGACAUGCUGUUGUGAGCCAUGUAGCUCCAACUCACACUAUUCUUGCACCUGUAGUUCUAAGCGUUCUAGCUAUUGUAGCAUACUCCAAUGCAGUGAUUUAUCCAGCAACAAGCUAUAGCAACGUUCACAAUGUAGGGUCAUAUGGAGCUUACCCAUCAGCACUUUCUUCAGUGUUGGUAGCACCUCACGUAGGAUACCCAACUGGAUAUGGUCACCAUGGAUACGGAUAUGGCGGAGCUGGUUAUUCUCCUAUAUAUGAACAUGACCAUGCUACCUAUCCCAAAUAUCAAUACGAAUACGGAGUCAACGAUCCCCAUACUGGUGAUCAUAAAUCUCAGCAUGAAAUUCGCGAUGGAGAUUUGGUUAAAGGAUCCUACUCAGUUGCUGAUCCUGAUGGCACCUUGAGAACCGUACACUACACUGCUGAUGACCAUAACGGUUUCAACGCCGUGGUGCAAAGGCAAGGACAUGCUGUUCAUCCAGCUGUUUACGGCAAACCAGCUUACAAUGCCUACUCUCCUUAUGGAUCGUAUGGAGGUUAUGGUUAUGGAUCUCAUGGAGGUUAUGGCUAUUAUUAAAUGAAGACUAUAUUUCAUAUUGUAUAUAAACGAAAUGUAAAAG